AUGGGUCGUUGUGAAGAAUUCCCCUUGCUCAAGCUGUAUGGCCUGAAGGCAGUCAAUAUACUAGGAGAUGGUAAUUGCCUCUUCAAUGCACUGUCAGACCAAAUAUAUGGCCACCAAGGCAGGCAUUCCGAAAUUCGCCAACGAGUCAUUAAAGAGAUGCGGGAAAACCCCGAACCAUAUAAACCAUUUAUCGACGUGAACCAAGGUGGCGGCCAACGCCGGAACCCAAAGAGAAAGAAUGUUGGCGCGUCCUCGUCGUCUUUUAUGUAUGCUCCGCCUACUCCGCAGCAAAUUGACGCGGCUUGGGAGGCACGUCUGCAGCAAAUGGCAGGAAGUGGGACAUACGGAGACAACAUCGAGAUCCAGGCGUUUACCAAAGCAUACAACACCGAUGUCCGGAUCUUCAACCACAACAAUACCAAUUACUGGGUCCGGGCCGAACAAGACGGCGUCGCCAGACCAAUGGCAUAUAUUGCAUACCAUAACUGGGAACAUUAUUCGUCGGUUCGGAAUAUCCAGGGUCCGUUCAGUGGGCUUCCCAACAUUGACAUUAAGGAUAUCUCGGACGAGGAGGCAGCCUCGGCAAAAGAAAAACUUCCCAAGGGUCCAGCCAUCCAAGAAUGGAUGAUCGACGUGGUCAAGAAUUCUCUUCCCUCUUACGCCGAUGAGGAAACCAUCCGGAAGGCCCUCGUGGAUAAUAACGGCAGCGUCGAUAACGCUGUUAACCAACUCCUGGAUGUUCAAGAGUAUAGUUCUGCUCCCCCGACUCCGGGCAGUCUCUCUCAAUCGGUCAGCUCGAGCGUCGAACGAGACGCCGACAGUGAUGAUGACGAGAUACACGGGCCGAAUAAACGGCAGAACCGUCGUGCCAGCCGCGCAACCAAAGCGUUGCGGAAAGAGCAGAGGGAGCGUGAAGCAGAAUUGCAAGCCAUCCCAGCUCUAGAACUUCCCCUGCCUGACAGCGGGGCUUCGACUGAACUAUCAGUCGAACCAAACGAGGAUAAUAUUGACAAAUCCGCAAUUCAAAAGAAGAAUUCGGAAGAUGAGGAGUUUGGCCCUUCGGAUGACAAUGAUCAAUCCGAAGCAGAUGACAGUGGCUCAGAUUAUACUGGCUCAAGUCAAUCCCCAUCAGGCGCUAAUAUCACCCCUUCGACCCGCCCCAAAAUAAUCCUCAACACCAAAAAUAAUACGAAGGGCAAAGACGCCAGCGCGGCAAAGAUUCCGCACCGACCGAAUCCAAAAAAGAAAACCCUCAUCACCGCUCGCCAACGCAAGGAGAUGAAGAAGCAGGCGCAGAAACAAGCCGCCAAAGAGCGGAAGCGCGCCAAAGGUCAGGGAAACGGACAACUCGCCCGACCAACGGACCACAGCAAGCGGGACUCUCCACCCAUGGAGAAAGUCCUCAGCCUCGGAAAGCUGUCCAUGAUCCAAGUGUGA
Venustampulla echinocandica is the source of this 1437-nucleotide messenger RNA. RefSeq lists its product as uncharacterized. The record is from RefSeq and is a predicted model, not a curated record. The transcript is spliced from 3 exons. Gene Ontology annotation, molecular function: ubiquitin binding; cysteine-type deubiquitinase activity. Gene Ontology annotation, biological process: protein deubiquitination. Lineage: Eukaryota; Fungi; Ascomycota; Leotiomycetes; Helotiales; Pleuroascaceae. Bases 1 to 1437 code for a protein of 478 amino acids.